GGUGUUUCAAUCGCUUCAGCUCCUGAAGAACGACGCUGCGACAUCAGAAACUACAUGAAACAGGUUUGCAUCCCCUCACAAACUGUAAUUAGAAGUCCGACUGCCGGUAUGCGCUUCUCAGGAACGAGCGGAACGACAUGUGUCCCACCAGAGAGGGCUGAAUCCUGGUGAGGCGACAUUUCUCCAGAUCAGAUUUGGGCUUUAUUGGCAGAAGAACAGUCUCAGCCCGGUUGCUGUUUGAUGGCUGCGGCGCGCGGGAGGACUAAGCGCGAGGACACGGUCGCGCGGCUGAGGAUGAGCGCGAGCUUCUGGGCUGCGCUGCUGCUCGUGAGCCUAGUGAUAGCCUACUGCGGUCAGCUGGCGGCCGGGACGUGUGAGAUUGUGACGUUGGACAGAGACAGCAGUCAGCCGCGGAGGACCAUUGCUCGGCAAACUGCCCGCUGCGCCUGCAAGAAAGGACAAAUCGCCGGCACAACCAGAUCCAGGCCUGCCUGUGUGGAUGCUCGUAUUGUGAGGACUAAGCAGUGGUGUGAGAUGGUGCCAUGUCUGGACGAUGAAGGCUGUGACCUUUUGGUAAAUAGAUCAGGCUGGACUUGCACACAGCCCGGAGGCCGGAUCAAAACUACUACGGUCUCCUAACAGCGGUCGAAUCUUCAGAGGUGUGGAGAGUGUAACGUGGACUAUAUAAAAGUCAGAUCUCUGCUCCCACCCACCUGCUGUAGAUAACUCGCUGUCUGUCAUCGGCUCGACGUCCACCUCCGACUGCCUGUCUGUAGCUCCGCUUUGUAAAUGGGCAGUGUCCCCUAGUGCCACGGAGGACUUACAUCCCCACAGCACCCUGCACAGCCUACUGGAAAAAAAAGAAAUGAAUAAAGAAGUGUAAGAGGUUCUGCAGUAUUUAAGCUUCACUGCAGUGUGAUUGAUACACGAUUUUUUCAGAGGACUUUUCAGAGGUGCUUUAGGUCUGGAUUUUGGGUUUGGGCCUGCACAUUGCUCGUGAAUAGGCCUUCUGCUGGAGUCCGCCUUUGGCACUCAAACUAUUUUUACAGACCAAAGAGGAAAAGGAUUGAACAAACUACCAACUCAGCAAUUGACGCCAAGAGGAUGAGCUAAGCAAGAAAUCUCACUGUUUUGAAACACUAGCAGUGUUUUGAGUAAAUGGACUGACAGGACAGAUUAAAAUGAACAGAA
This is a messenger RNA of Trichomycterus rosablanca, 1191 nucleotides long. RefSeq names its product TAFA chemokine like family member 5a (gene tafa5a). Bases 241 to 639 code for a protein of 132 amino acids. The transcript has 5 exons. The record is from RefSeq and is a predicted model, not a curated record. Lineage: Eukaryota; Metazoa; Chordata; Actinopteri; Siluriformes; Trichomycteridae. Gene Ontology annotation, biological process: G protein-coupled receptor signaling pathway. Gene Ontology annotation, molecular function: receptor ligand activity; G protein-coupled receptor binding.